CCACCUCCUCCCGUCCACUAUCACUUCCACUGACACAAUUCUUCUUCCCGUCUCCUAUCUUUCUCUUUUUCUUUUCUUUCGCUUUACCUCAUUCCUUGCUUGGAUACUCCAACCCCAAUGCCACAACUCUUUACCCCGUAAAAAGUUGAGAUCGGCGACAAGAAAAAAGCAAAAGAAGCUAAUCUUCCGCCAAAAAGCAGAAAAAGGAUCGCCGAGUAGCCUUCUGAUCGAUCGAAGGAACCGAUCCAAUACAUAUAGCGAGAAUGCCCGCCGUCUCGCCCUUGAUCUCUUUCUCUUGGAACCAGAAGAAACCCAAGGAGCAAGAGGAAGAAGAAAGGGAAAAGGUAAAGGGCGUACGGAGAUGGCGAGCAUCGGCAAGCAGCCUGCAACAGGCGGAGGGGAGACCUCCGGCGGGCCUAAGAUGGGGAGGACGUUAUCGAGGAAGAUGACACGGAUACAGACCACGCAUGACGUGCAGCAGGAGGAGGAUGCGCCCGCCCCACCGGCCCCAGCCGACAGUGAGCUCGUCCCCGCUUCACUCGCUUCGAUCGUUCCCAUCCUUCGCGUGGCCAACGAGAUCGAGCAGGAUAAUCCUCGAGUCGCCUAUCUCUGUCGUUUUCAUGCAUUUGAGAAGGCCCAUAAUCUGGAUCCUACAUCAAGCAUGCGUGGUGUUCGUCAAUUCAAAACAUACCUCUUACGCAGGCUAGAAAGGGAUGAAGCUGAAACAAGGCCACAACUCGCUAGAAAUGAUCCAAAAGAAAUACAAAAGUACUAUCAGCGUUACUAUGAAACUUACAUCAAGGAAGGUGCUGCUAAAAUAAAACCUGCUGAUAUGGCUAAACAUUAUCAAAUUUUAUCUGUGCUACAUGAUGUUCUGAAGACUGUGGUACCUCCUGAGAGAGUAGAAGAUGAGAUAAAGAGGUAUGCCAAAGAAGUCGAGAGAAAAAAAGGUCACUUUGCACAGUUCAACAUUCUUCCUCUUCAUGUUUCUGGUGCUUCUGAAAUCAUGGAGCUUCCAGAGAUACGAGCUGCAUUGUCUGCAUUGCGUAAAGUGGAUAACCUUCCAAGACCCAGAUUGCAGUCCACAGCAAAUUCACAAAACCUAACUAAUAAUACCUUGGUGCAUAAUGAUGGGGAUCAUUCUAUUCAUGAUUUGCUAGACUGGCUUGGAAUUGUGUUUCGUUUUCAAAAAGGAAAUGUCGCAAAUCAACGAGAACAUUUGGUUCUGUUACUUGCAAAUAUUGACAUAAGGAAAAGAACCCAGGAUGAUUAUGCACUGUUGGAUAGUACAACUGUGAGCAAACUGGCAAAGCAAGUUUUUAAGAAUUAUCGUUCAUGGUGUGACUAUUUGCAUUGCCCUUGUAACAUCAAGCCUUCCAGUUUUGAGGCUUCCGGUAUUGUUCAUGAGGAUGCGCAACAACGGGAACUUCUUUAUAUUGGUUUGUACUUCCUUAUUUGGGGCGAGGCUUCAAAUAUUCGGUUUAUGCCUGAAUGCCUUUGCUACAUAUUCCAUCAUAUGGCGAACGAGCUUGAUGGAAUCUUAAACAGUAAUGUUCAUUCAGUCACUGGUGCUUUCUUUGAACCUAUAUAUCAAGGCGAAGAAGAAUCAUUUCUGCAGAAUAUUGUGACUCCAAUCUAUAAGGUUUUGGUAAAGGAAGUACAAAGGAGCAGACAUGGUAGUGUCAGCCAUUCAAGAUGGCGAAACUACGAUGAUCUGAAUGAAUAUUUUUGGUCAAAGGAGUGUUUUCAUGAUUUAGGUUGGCCAAUUAAUCCCCAAGCACAUUUUUUUAUGCAUCCAAAGGCCACAAAAUCUGAGCAGCAUGACCAAAAUAUUACUGGAAGAAGAAGGCUCAAAACAAAUUUUGUUGAAGUUCGUACAUUUUGGCAUUUAUUUAGAAGUUUUGAACGUAUGUGGACAUUCUUCAUACUGGCUUUCCAGGCCAUGCUCAUCAUUGCAUGGAGUCCCUCAGGAUCACUCACUGCAUUCUUCGACCCAGAUGUCUUUAGAAGGGUAUUGAGUAUUUUCAUAACUGCAGCAUUCCUAAAUUUUUUCCAAGCUACUCUGGAUAUCAUUCUUAGCUGGAAGGCAUGGGGAAGCAAGCAAUACACGCAAAUACUUAGAUAUCUAUUGAAAUUUGCAGUAGCAACUGCAUGGAUAAUAAUUCUCUCAGCAAGCUACUCUGGCUCAAUUGAAAAUCCUACAGGUCUUAUCAAACUCUUCAGCAAUUGGGCUGGGAAUUGGAGAAAUCAGUCACUUUAUACUUAUGCCAUCAUCAUCUACAUGUUACCAAAUAUUUUUUCUGCUUUGUUGUUCUUGCUUCCACCAUUGCGGAGAAGUGUUGAACUCUCUAAUUCGCGUGUUUUUAUUUUGCUCAUGUGGUGGGCGCAGCCCAAGUUAUAUGUAGGAAGAGGCAUGCACGAGGACAUGCUUUCACUUCUCAAAUAUACUCUUUUCUGGAUUCUAUUGCUGAUCAGCAAACUUGCAUUUAGUUACUAUGUUGAGAUAUACCCCUUGGUUGAACCAACAAAAAUGAUAAUGGCUAUAGGAGCUCCAAACUAUGCAUGGCAUGAAUUCUUCCCUUACUUGCAACAUAACAUUGGCGUUGUAAUAACUAUUUGGGCACCAAUUGUUUUGGUUUAUUUCAUGGACACCCAAAUAUGGUAUGCUAUUUUCUCGACUAUUUUUGGAGGUAUUCAUGGGGCAUUCAGCCACCUAGGUGAAAUCCGAACACUGGGGAUGCUAAGGUCUAGAUUUGAAACAGUACCAUCAGUUUUCACUGAAAACCUGAUGCCAACACCAAAUGAAAAGAAUAGCAAGGACCAGAUGGAGAGGAUGAACAUAGCCAAGUUUUCUCACAUAUGGAAUGAAUUCAUCAGCUCUUUAAGGGAGGAAGAUUUGAUCAGUAAUAGGGAGAGGGAUCUUUUGCUUGUGCCUUAUUCUUUCGGAGGUAUAUCUGUUGUACAGUGGCCUCCAUUUCUUCUUGCAAGUAAGAUUCCUAUUGCCCUUGAUAUGGCGAAAGAUUUCAAGAAAAAGGAUGACAAAGAAUUAAUAAACAAGAUAAAACAUGAUAAACACAUGAUUUCGGCUGUGAUAGAAUGCUAUGAAACAUUAAGAGAUAUUCUUAAGGAACUGUUGAUUGAUGAACACGAAAAGCGAUUUAUAGACAAUAUCUGUAAAGCCGUGGAGUUGUCAAUUACUACUGAGCAUAAUUUUCUGGUUAAGUUCCGUAUGAGUGAACUCCCCUUGCUGAGCGCCAAAUUGGCAAAGCUGCUAAAUCUUUUGAAAGGUGAUAAUGAAGAUGUUGAAUCAUAUGAAUCACAGAUCGUCACUGUAUUGCAAGAUAUUAUGGAGAUUAUUACACAAGAUGUGAUGACUAGUGGACAUGGGACUUCAUCCGUGGAAAACAGACCCAAAUUCUCAAACUUAAACCUAAAUCUAAUGGAAGAUGCAUCAUGGAAGGAAAAGGUGGAUAGACUCCAUUUGCUAUUAACAAUCAAGGAAUCUGCAAUAGAUGUGCCUAUAAAUUUGGAUGCUCGACGCCGCAUCACCUUUUUUGCUAACUCCUUGUUUAUGGAUUUGCCACCAACUCCAAAAGUUCGUAACAUGCUCUCUUUCAGUGUCUUGACACCUUAUUAUAAAGAAGAUGUACUUUACUCUGAGGAGGAGCUUAAAAAGGAAAAUGAGGAUGGAAUAUCUACACUGUUUUACUUACAGAAGAUAUAUCCAGAUGAGUGGAAGAACUUCCUUGAGCGAGUAAAGUUUGACAAUAGUGAUAACAUGGAUGAAUUGCGUCAUUGGGUGUCUUAUAGAGGCCAAACACUUGCUAGAACAGUGAGAGGAAUGAUGUAUUACAGACGUGCUCUUAGGCUUCAGUGCUUCCUGGAUACUGCAAAGGAUCGUGAUAUCUUGGGUGGCUUCAGGACUUACUCACCAGAUGAGAAUAAUCAGGACCAUAUACUAGCACGUGCACUGGCUAUUGCUGAUAUGAAAUUUACUUAUGUUGUUUCAUGCCAGGUCUAUGGACUACAGAAAAAAUCUACUGAAGCUAGGGACAGAAGUUGCUACACUAAUAUACUCAACCUCAUGUUGAACCACCAUUCACUACGUGUUGCUUACAUAGACGAAGCUGAAGAAACUGUGGACAACAAAACUCAGAAAUGCUAUUAUUCUGUUCUUGUUAAAGGCGGUGAUAAAUUUGAUGAGGAAAUUUACCGUAUCAAACUCCCUGGUAAGCCAACAGAUAUUGGUGAAGGGAAACCAGAGAACCAGAAUCAUGCAAUAAUUUUCACUCGAGGAGAAGCACUUCAGACCAUUGAUAUGAAUCAGGAUAAUUAUCUUGAAGAAGCAUUCAAGAUCAGAAAUGUUUUGGGUGAGUUUUUAAGACCCAAGUAUCAGAAACAUCCACCCACAAUACUGGGUCUACGAGAGCAUAUUUUCACUGGAAGUGUUUCUUCACUUGCUUGGUUCAUGUCCAACCAAGAGACGAGCUUUGUGACUAUCGGCCAAAGGAUUCUGGCAAACCCUCUCAAGGUUCGUUUCCAUUAUGGCCAUCCAGAUAUUUUUGAUAGAAUUUUUCACCUUACUAGAGGUGGCAUAAGUAAAGCUUCAAAAAUCAUAAAUUUGAGUGAAGAUAUUUUUUCAGGAUUUAACUCAACUUUACGUGGAGGAAAUGUUACACAUCAUGAAUAUAUGCAAGUAGGUAAAGGGCGUGAUGUUGGACUGAAUCAAAUUUCCAUUUUUGAGGCAAAAGUCUCUAAGGGAAAUGGGGAACAAACAUUGAGCCGUGAUGUUUAUCGCUUGGGCCGUAGAUUUGACUUCUAUAGGAUGUUGUCCUUCUACUUCACCACUGUGGGCUUCUAUUUUAGCAGCAUGAUAACUGUUCUUACCGUCUAUGUCUUCCUAUAUGGGCGGUUAUACUUAGUCAUGAGUGGACUGGAAAAGUCAAUUCUGGAGGAUCCGCGCAUUCAGCAAAACAACAAGCCCCUUGAAAAUGCUCUUGCUUCACAGUCAGUCUUUCAGCUGGGCUUAUUGCUUGUUCUUCCUAUGGUAAUGGAAGUUGGUUUGGAAAAGGGAUUUCGGACGGCUAUUGGUGAAUUUAUAAUAAUGCAACUGCAAUUGGCUUCUGUUUUCUUUACAUUCCAGCUUGGUACUAAAGCCCAUUAUUUUGGAAGGACAAUACUGCAUGGAGGUGCAAAAUAUAGUGCCACUGGUCGUGGUUUUGUGGUAUUUCAUGCUAAGUUUGCUGACAAUUACCGUAUGUACUCACGCAGCCACUUUGUGAAAGGAUUGGAACUAAUGAUUCUCUUGGUUGUAUAUGAAGUAUAUGGGCAUUCAUACCGAAGUUCAUCUUUAUACCUGUUUGUCACAAUGUCUAUGUGGUUCUUGGUUGUGUCAUGGUUGUUUGCUCCUUUUAUAUUCAAUCCGUCUGGAUUUGAGUGGCAGAAAACCGUUGAUGAUUGGACAGACUGGAAGAAAUGGAUGGGAAACCGUGGGGGAAUUGGGAUUGCAGUGGAUAGGAGUUGGGAAUCCUGGUGGGAAACUGAACACGAACACUUAAAGAGCACAAGUAUCCGUGGUCGAAUGCUAGAGAUUAUCUUGGCUCUACGUUUCUUGAUCUUCCAGUAUGGAAUUGUUUAUCACCUGAACAUAGCUCAUAACAGCAGAAGUGUUCUGGUCUAUGGACUGUCGUGGCUGGUGAUGUUGACUGUAUUGUUAGUUCUUAAGAUGGUUUCAAUGGGGAGACGUGGUUUUGGUACUGAUUUCCAACUCAUGUUCCGCAUCCUCAAGGGUCUUCUCUUCCUUGGCUUUGUAUCCGUCAUGACAGUCUUGUUCGUCGUCUGUAACUUGACACUAUCAGAUGUCUUUGCUGCACUGCUGGGCUUCAUGCCCACUGGCUGGUCUAUUCUUCUGAUUGGACAAGCAUGCAGACCUCUUGUGAGAAGGCUAGGAUUCUGGGACUCAAUCAAGGAGCUGGGAAGAGCAUACGAGUAUAUAAUGGGAAUGGUAAUAUUUGUGCCAAUUGUUGUCCUUUCUUGGUUCCCCUUUGUUUCAGAAUUCCAGACGCGUUUACUCUUCAACCAGGCAUUUAGUCGAGGUUUGCAGAUUUCCAUGAUUCUUGCUGGUAGGAAGGAUAGUAACAUGUAUGGCAGCUAAAGCAUUUUAGAUUUCUCGUGUUCAUGUCCCCCCCACCAUACAAGUUUAUUUUUCCUCCCCUUUUUUGUGAAUUUUAGUAGUACAGCUUAUAGUUACAUCUGUUGUUGAAUUAGUGUGUGCGGACUAAACUAGAUUUUGCAAAUUAAAUUGAAAGUACUGAUGUUAGGUGAGUUUCCUUAUUUUCUGUGUUGGGGAUAUGCAUUUGGAUACACACGACUAUAUGAAAGAAUUGGAUCAUUUACUCUUUAAA
Zingiber officinale is the source of this 6404-nucleotide messenger RNA. Its product is annotated as callose synthase 7-like. The transcript has 42 exons. Gene Ontology annotation, biological process: (1->3)-beta-D-glucan biosynthetic process. Gene Ontology annotation, molecular function: 1,3-beta-D-glucan synthase activity. The coding region runs from base 362 to 6154 and encodes 1930 amino acids. Gene Ontology annotation, cellular component: 1,3-beta-D-glucan synthase complex; plasma membrane. The record is from RefSeq and is a predicted model, not a curated record. Lineage: Eukaryota; Viridiplantae; Streptophyta; Magnoliopsida; Zingiberales; Zingiberaceae.